Physcomitrium patens is the source of this 1799-nucleotide messenger RNA. Its product is annotated as peroxidase 63. The record is from RefSeq and is a predicted model, not a curated record. Gene Ontology annotation, biological process: response to oxidative stress; hydrogen peroxide catabolic process. Gene Ontology annotation, molecular function: heme binding; peroxidase activity. NCBI's taxonomy places the organism in Eukaryota, Viridiplantae, Streptophyta, Bryopsida, Funariales, Funariaceae.
CUUUUUUAUCUGACAUGCCGACCCAAAUGUGUCGUCUGGAUCCCGGGCUGUUUGUAUUACAGUCACUCUUGCACCGUGCUUGGUGUACUAGUUUUGGUUUUGUAAAACCUAGACGUGUGUUUUGUGCAAUCAAGAAACUUGGAAGCUGCAUCUUGAACAGUGCUUGCACUACGCAUCCUCCACCAGAAACUAGCCAAUCUCGGCGAGCAUUUGAUUCGUCUGAUCGAAGACUGCGUUUGAAUCGACCCCGAUUUGCACCGUGAAUUCUAGACAUCCGUGACGUGAAGGUCACACUAGAUCGCAGUUUUCUAAUCGCAAUGAAGAAUCUCGGAGUCAUUGGUGUAGUAUAUGGCCUGAUGGCGUUGGCAACUCUCCAAGUCGCAAGCGCUUGGUGUCCAUUUGCCGGGAGGCGUAGCUUGCUUCAAGCAGCAGCUCCGGCACCUCUACCCGCGCGUCCUACUGGACCAGACCCUUCCAACUGGACAAUGUUGAAUUACGAUUUCUACACGGCCGGGCUUCCAGAAAAUGCAUGUCCCAGUUUUCAGAAUAUUGUAAAGAAAGAAGUGGCUAAAGCCACAGUAUUGGAUUCACUCACUCCGGCAUUUUUGCUUCGUUUGUUCUUCCACGACUGCUUCGUAAUGGGAUGUGACGCAUCUGUUCUUAUCAACUCGACUCUCCUCAAUUUAGCAGAGAAGGAUCAAACCAAAAGUUUUUCCCUAAACAAGUUUAAUGUUGUCGACGACAUCAAGACCGCCUUGGAGGUUGCGUGUCCUGGUGUAGUGUCAUGUGCUGAUAUUUUGGCUGCCGCAGCUGUGGAAUGUGUAGAACAGUCGGGAGGGCCUCACAUUGAUUUGGCGUACGGCCGACGAGAUGGUCUGGAAUCCUUCGCGGCCGCUGCGGCGACCUAUAUGCCAGGGGGGUUUCUUCGCGUGCAAGGGCUCAUUGAAAGUUUCCAGAUGGCCGGAUUGGAUGAAGUCGAUUUGGUUGCUUUAUCAGGAGCCCACACCCUCGGCCAGGCCCGCUGUUCAGAAUUCAUUCAAGAAAGAUUCAUAUCCCCAGGAAGCAACAGCUUCAGAGACUCUGAUUACGGCCUAGCUUUGCAAUCGUAUUGCGCAGAGGGAAAAAAUUUGGGGUUGGACCGCAAAGUGACGCUUGAUUCGAACACCUCCACCAUUUUUGACAACGGCUACUUUCAGACCUUAGUCGAUGGUCGUGGCGUCUUGACAUCGGACAAUGAUUUGACACUCGACAAUCGUACCGCACCGCUCGUGCAACUUUACGCUAGUGAUCAGAAUGCGUUCUUCACCGCUUUCGCAGCGUCAAUGAGAAAGAUGAGCAAGAUUGGCAUUCUGACAGGCACACAGGGCCAAGUUCGGAAGAAGUGCUAUGUCCGCAACAGCGUUGACGUAGUCAAAAGCCCUAACAGCAACACCGAGUUUAGUCCCAUCUCUCCCACUAUAUGUAAGCCUGCACCCCAGGUCGACCAGAAGUGCGACGGUACGUGAUCGAUGCACCGAUCCACCCACCCACCUACUCACCCACUCAAUCACUUGGGUCAAUCAAGUCACAAGUUGCCGGGAUCGAGUAUUGUAAGACAUCCAGACAUUAUUUCUUCUCCCCACUUGUAAUAUAACACACGGUUUUCUAGAGCACAAGUGAUUGUAGAUUUGUCGCACUCUUUUGAUCCCAGUAACCGAUCGGAUCAUCUCUUUUCUCGCAUGAGAGUGUCCGUGUGUUGCCUUUGAUUCACAGUAUCGUAAUGAGCAUUCUCAAGGACUGCACCCCAGCAGCAUUCGGAA